UGACGCAUCAAAGAAGCAAGAAGUGGAGCAGCGCUAGUUCAUAAUUUAAAAAAAUAAAAAAAAAACAGCCAACUCUUCUUAGUACCAUAUACCUUUUAAAACACAGUGGCAAGUAAUAAGCGGAAGAGAAUGUUUCUGUCUCUUUCUACGUUGACUGUUCUUAUUCCACUGGUUUCUUUAGCAGGACUGUUCCACUCAGCCUCUGUAGAAGAAAACUUCCCACAGGGCGGCACUUGCACAGCUAGCCUUUGCUUUUACAGCCUGCUCUUGCCUAUUACCAUACCGGUGUAUGUAUUCUUCCACCUUUGGACCUGGAUGGUUAUUAAACUCUUCAUGCAUAACUGAUGCAACUAGAGUCAAUAUGCUGUAUAUAUUAAUGAUAGCUCUUGGGCAUCUAUCUCUGAAAGCUCAAAUGGAUGGAAUUUAGU
Pan troglodytes (chimpanzee) is the source of this 428-nucleotide messenger RNA. RefSeq names its product phosphatidylinositol N-acetylglucosaminyltransferase subunit Y-like. Lineage: Eukaryota; Metazoa; Chordata; Mammalia; Primates; Hominidae. The transcript has a single exon. The record is from RefSeq and is a predicted model, not a curated record. The coding region runs from base 130 to 345 and encodes 71 amino acids. Gene Ontology annotation, biological process: GPI anchor biosynthetic process. Gene Ontology annotation, cellular component: glycosylphosphatidylinositol-N-acetylglucosaminyltransferase (GPI-GnT) complex.